Temnothorax curvispinosus is the source of this 452-nucleotide messenger RNA. RefSeq lists its product as uncharacterized. Lineage: Eukaryota; Metazoa; Arthropoda; Insecta; Hymenoptera; Formicidae. The transcript has 2 exons. The record is from RefSeq and is a predicted model, not a curated record. The coding region runs from base 89 to 418 and encodes 109 amino acids.
GUUAGGAUUUUCCGAAUUGUUCGUCAAUGAUCAAAUCCGCAGGUCAAAUUUCUGGAUAAAAAGUAUGACAUCGGCAUGAUUCAAAAGCAUGGGAGAGGCUUUUCUCAACUGUUCAACCAGUUCCACGUUUCGGAUAAAUAUAGCAUUAAAACUUUCCGCACGAUCUCGACGUGACAAUAAAGGCCAUACCGCUGGGAGCAACUAUUCUAAUAGACUUCCUGUUUUUCACGAGGCGGAGAAGCAGAUAAGUCAAUUUGUCGCAAUUAAAAAAAAAAAAAAGACAGAAGCGAUUCGUCUAUGUCAGCUUUAUAUGUCCAUCAAAAAUAUUUUGUUAUGUAUCAAAUACUUUGAAAGUGUACACAACCCGUAUAGAUCGUGGGCUAUGGCGGUGAAGGAAACACUGAGUUUUAAUUGUUGACAAAAUAAAUUAUAUUUAGAGAAUAUAGCAGGAU